Molecule: messenger RNA, 1867 nt
Organism: Paramuricea clavata
Lineage: Eukaryota; Metazoa; Cnidaria; Anthozoa; Malacalcyonacea; Plexauridae
Source: the annotation of a GenBank genome assembly
GUUCUUCAACAAAGAUUUCUACCAACAUUGGUCAGUUUACUGGAAGUCCCACAAGAGAAAGUUCCUUCCGGUAUAAGAGCAGUAAGUAACACAGUAUAAUCCUCGCAUAACCUUUAUUUCAUCACAGCGAUGUAGAAGAUUGAGCUCAUGGGCACAAAGGAGAGAUAUUAUACCUCAUCUGUGUCAUGGGGGAGGCUUGGCGGGGCUGAGUUUUAUGUCGAUUUGAGGGGCAAAGCUCCCAACAUUUUUCAGAUUGCAUAAUCAUAACCUGGAAAAUUAUUUGCAAGUGUAACUAGUUCAAACGAUACGGUAAUGCUUUCAGUAAUCUGUAACUGAUUACUAUGGUCCCACCAUUAGAUCAUUUAUGCGGCUGCAACAUAGCGUCCUAUUUUGGAAUCAUUUCAAGUUAAGUCCUUUCUUGAUUUAAAAAUUAAUUGAAGAAGUGCUAGAACCAGAAAUCAAUGUUGGAACAUCCCUCCAGCAAGCCCCCCUUGUUUAGAGCUUCCCUUGUUAGCAUAUUAGUUCUACGCCAUUGCUUCAUCAUUAUCACCAAUUGACUAUAUAUUUAUUCUGGGUUUGUUUUACCAGGUUGCGUUGGACAUUCUAUGUCAUAUGAUUCGCGGUAGCCCUCAGGUGUUGUCAGAUGCUCUUAUUAAUAAUGUAUUUCCGCCUUUGGUCGCUUUUAUUUUGGGUUCAGACGACAACGCUAUACUACAGGUACCGUGUGGAAAGUACAGUACAAUGCAGUAAAGUCUAAUUCAGUACAAUGCAGUAAUGUCUAAUACAGUACAGUACAGUAUAAUGCAAUACAGUAAUGUCUUGUUCAGAACAAUGCAGUGUAGUACAGUACAGUACAGUACAGUACAGUACAGUACAGUACAGUACAGUACAGUACAGUACAUUUCACUACAGUGCAGUACAGUUCAGUUGUACAUCGCUCAAUAGUCCUUAUGCAUAAUGACGUCACAAGGCGUGUGGACGUCUGGUCUUAGUAGUCACGAAUGCGAGUGUGCUGCUGUUCUUUGUCGUCUUUUAGAGGCUGUUUUAGCCAAUGAAGACCCUAUUUCUUUUCAGAACUCUUGCAACGGUCUUAAGAGGUUUGACAGCCCUAAAAGUAACGGCAACAGUCCACUUUCAUCGACCAGUACGACCAGUUUUAUUACGUGUUGUGUUCCUGGUUGUUUUACCAACAAUAAAAAGAAACCCGAACUGUAUUCUGUUAUAUAUAAAGGAGUUAAUAUUCUGUGCUCUUAUUGGUGUACGCUUUGGAACAUUCAAAUAUUGCAGGUGGUUUGGUUUUACACACUCUAUGGUCUGUUAUUGGAGAGAAAUCUUUGCAGUCAAUUAAAAUUAUCCACUUCUUGCUACUAAGACCAGAAUUCCAAGCGCGCAUCACGCCUUGUGACGUCAUUUAGGAUUACGUCUGUUGUUGUAUCUGCUUGUUGCAUAUACGUACAUACUGUACAUCUCAACCAUUGCCUAUUGUUGUAUUUAGAGUGGUGGAGAAUGCAUUCGUGCCUUCGUCUCUAAAGGUUCAGAUCAGCUUGUUAAUUGGUAAAGUCAUAUUACUCUGUAAAACCUAUAUAGAAGUUUCCUUAUGCGUGGUAAUUUUGUGCCCCUUUGCAUUUUUCAAAAUCAUUACUGAAUGCGAACACAAAUAACAUUAACAAUGAAUUAAUUAUGUAUUUUCAAUAUAUUUAUCAUAUUAAAAACAACAUGAUAAUAUAAUGUCUGUUUCAGGCACGACAGUUCAUCUAAUAGUGGUAUUGCUUACGUAGUUCAAGUCAUAUCACAUUUACUUCAUCCUAAUAUUUCCGAAUAUGCUUCAGUAUUUGUUGGAAAACUUAUAAUAAUUCUAGUCAAGAAG